Molecule: messenger RNA, 1399 nt
Organism: Halteromyces radiatus
Lineage: Eukaryota; Fungi; Mucoromycota; Mucoromycetes; Mucorales; Cunninghamellaceae
Exons: 9
Coding region: 70-1086 (338 amino acids)
Molecular function (GO): RNA binding
Source: RefSeq, a predicted model, not a curated record
UUUCUUCUCCAGUACUAUUGGUUUUUACUUUUUUUUUAAGAAAAAGAAAAACAAUAUAUUUUUAUAAUCAUGUCUGGCAAAAAGAAAACUCAAAAACAAAAGAUGUCUCUGUCCGACUUUUUGGCCGAUGAAUCUAGUGGAUCAUGGGCUGAUGAAAUGUCGGAUCUUCCUUCUGCUCCUUCAGUAACUAGAGACGAAGGUGGUGCUUUUGGUGGUAGUGGUGGACGUUUUGAUGAUUUACCUCGUGGCCCUGCUCGCAACAAUGGUGGUGAUCGCUUUGCUCGUGAAGAUAGACAUGAAGGUGGUUUCCGUGAACGUGAAGGUGGUUUCCGUGAACGUGAAGGUGGUUUCCGUGAACGUGAAGGCGGUUUCCGUGAACGUGAACGUUCUUUCCCUCCUCGUGCUCCUGCUGUUUUACCUACUGAUCCUCCUUUCACUGCCCAUAUUGCUAACUUAUCGUUUGAUGUCACUGAAGAUGAUUUGGCUGACUUCUUCUCCAAUAUGAAGAUUGUCCACCUUCGUAUCUUACGUGACCGUGAAAGUGAUCGAUCCAAGGGUUAUGGUUAUAUUGAAUUUGAAGAUCUUGAUUCUUUGAAGGCUGCUUUGGAAUUAUCUGGUGAAUCUCUUCAAAACCGAGCUGUUCGUGUCAAUGUUGCUGAUCCUCCCAAAGAACGUCCCGAACGCCCUGAACGUCAAGAUCGCACCAAUGUAGGUUCGUGGCGCCGUGAAGGACCUGUUGUUCUUCCUGAACGUCAAGAACGACCUGAACGAUCUGAACGCCAUGGUGGAUUCCGUGAUCGUCAUGAACGUCCUGAACGUACUUUUGUUGACCGUCGAUCUGAUACUUCUUGGAGUGGUGGUGCUUUCAACAAGGAUGGUAACCGUCGCCGUGAUCCCCCAGCUGAACGCCCUCGUUUGAACCUCUUACCUCGUACAAUCAAUGCUAACAAGUCGGAAGAUAAGUCAUCAUCAACUAAAGCAAGUCCUUUUGGUCUCGCUAAACCUGUCGACACAAGCAAGGUUUUGGAACGUGUAGAAGACAAAAUUCAACAUUUGAAGGUCGAUGAUGGCAAGAAGGAAGAAUAGAAUAGUACAUCUUAUUAUUAUUUUACUCCAUUUUUAUUUUAUUUAGUGUCCCAUACCACUACCCCCCCAACUCUUCCCUUUUUGAUAAAAACACAUAUACAUAUUAUUUAUAUGUAUGCACACGCAAAUCUCUCACUUCCUUAUCUUUUUCAUCUACAUCACUGUUUUUGUUCCAUGUUUUUAGUUAUAAUAUAGUUUAUUAUUAUUAUUAUUGUUUCUUUGUUCCAAAAAGUGUUAUAUAACUGAUUGGUACAUUCAUUCUAUCUUAUACACAUCUACAAAUAAAAAAAAAAGACAUUUUCAUUCUCUAUAC